CAGUCCCUUUCAGAUUCACCUAAAUCCCAACGAUUAGAAUACUUUUCAGGCUUCAUGUUCGACGAACUUUUCGCGUCUGAUAGUUGAUCACAUUCAAGAUUGCAAGCGGUCAUCUGAGCACUCGAACAUCCCCAGGCUCCGGGGUUUCGAAAGAUCCAUACCACAGACUGAAUUGCAACCGAGUGUCCAUGGCCAGGAACUGCUAGUCCCAACAAAGAUGCUUCAGCGCAAUCUGAACGCGAACUUAAGUGCUGUGGGGUAGUAGACCAGCAGGCAGGACUCUCUUCCAACAUGUCCAUGCCCCGACUUCUCAAGAAGCUGAGCUCUAAGAGCCUGCACAAGCAAUCCUCCUCGACGUCGAGCGCGGCAAGCGUCCCUCCUCUGCCGCCCAUCCCAGCGGCAUCUGUAGCAGCUCCCCCAGAACCACAGGACGCCCUCUCGAAGAAACUGAACGACGCAUGGGCAUCCGCAUCUGCCGACCCAAAGGCCAACAAGGCAGACCAGAUGCUCAAAAAGGUCGAGGAAUCGGUGACUGGCGCGAUGGAUGACAGCGCACAGCCCGUCGCAUUCGUGCAGGGCGUCGAGACAGGGCUGGAUGCCGUGGGCGCGAUGCAAGUGAUCGAAAAGGGGCUGAACACGUUCAUGGAGGGGAUGCCGGUGCUGAUGAGCGCGUUGGAUGAGGUCGCGAAGCUACAUCCGUUCAUCGGAGUCGCGGUGAUGGCGUUCAAGGCGGUUUGGGCGUUGGAACAGAAGCGGAGGGACAACGACAGGAAGAUUGUCGCGUUGCAUAUGGAGAUGAAAGAUAUGAUGGGGGCUCUUCUGCAGAUGAGAAAUGUGAAGGACGCUGAUCAAGUGGCACCCGACGGGUCGACUAUCAAAGGUAGAGUGCAAGUUAUCGCCAAAGAGACCGCGGACGACAUCAAGGCCUGUGCCAAUGCAUGCGACACAUACAUCAAGAAGAAGCUGAUCGUCAAAAUUCUGAAAGGUCCAAUCUGGGACGGGAAACUGGUGGCAUUCGCAGGUACAUUCACCAAACGCCGGUCCGAAUUCGAAUUCGCGCUGUCUAUCCACACUGCAGUGGGUGUUGAUGUGGCAACUAAACUCAUCGGUGCGGUCGAUCACACGACGACGGCGAUGAACGCGAAGAUGGACAUGAUGCUGCAGCUGUUCAAGAGUUUAAUGACGCCUGAGCAGGAGGAAAUGGCUCGUAUGAUCGACAGAAGAGGCGGACAGGAUUCGGUUGUGCGCAGUGACAGAGCUCUUCAGGAGCUCAGUGUUCUCGAGGAGAAAAUCACGGGUAGCGGCGAGCCAACUCACGUCCGCAGGGCUUAUGGCCUGGACGACCUCAAAGACGAGUUGGAGUCAGAUCCACAGCUUGCCAUCGACGCGAACAAGGACGCAUUUUCUCGCAAGCUCGAUGUGCAGACUCGUCAAAUCAUUGAUGAUCUCUCCAAAGUCAUUGAGCGCGAAGGCGAUCGAGUUAUCAGUGCCAUCAAUGCCGGUCCGCACGAUAGAAUAAUCGAUCCGAAUGUCUAUGCGGUCUGGAAAGACAUGGGAUGGCGGGGUAGUGUGAAGACACGCCAUUUCGUGAUGGCGCUCCGCGAUCAUUUUCAAGAGCAAGUCGGUCAAGUCAAUCGCACUGAAGCCGACAAAGCAGAUGCAUGGGCACUUGAGUACUUUAACGUGCUCUGUCUGCAGCCCAUCUCCGAAGCAUUUGAUGACGACGCUUCAGGCUUUGUCACUGUCUCAGAGGCAAACGAGUUCACCGCAUCGCGACCGUUGGGUUGGAGUCUCCCCCGAUGGAUCGCGUACUGGGCUGCUGGCCAUCACCAGACGAUUCAGACGUAUAAAGACAAGAUCAACUUGAUCACCGCGAAGCUGUACGGAAUUCUCCCGCACAUCCUGCCUGCGAACAAGUCUGCUGUGAACCAGUACUUGACGACCAUUGAAUGGAGUGUCAUGACGGUUGUCGGCUCUCUGGAUACGUGCUCUCCGCAUCUGUCACUCCAGAAAAAGUUUGAAAAUUACGUGAUUAUGGAGGAAGCAAGGCUUCGAGGUUGGAUCUGCCACUUGUCGUCUGUGGAAAAGCGACUCACUGCGUAUCGUGCAGCCAAUCUAGAAGCGAUUAGAUAUGAUAUCGACGCGGAAAGCACUCUAAAACUCAUUACGGGCAAGGGAUGUAUCGAGAAAUAUCUCUUCCCCGUAUUGUUCCUCCUACUCGAAAGGCACUUGGAGAUCUUCCGAGUAUGCCAGACUCAUGUCGUGCAUCCGGAUGAGCUGUGGGAUGCUGCUGACACUGUGAUUUACGUUUUUGACGCCGUCAAAGCCCGGUUAGACGAUCUUCAGACGAUCUUCAAGCAACAGAAACUCGAUCUUCAACAACAAUUCAAAUCCUUUUCCUUUGCUCUUUUCAGAUACCUCAACGAACCCACUCUAUUUUGGGACGAAAAGCUUGUCCAAGACAGCCAGUUUGAAGCCUACCAGUACGACGAAUCAGAGCAGUCAAAGUUGCCGGAGAUUUCUCAGAUCCUCAACUAUCCUCUUGGCGUAGAGGAGCUUGAUUUGGCGGCGUAUAGCAUUCCAGCCGCGAGAGGGCCGGGGGGAUCUGGAGUCUCGCUCGCCGGCUGCGAGAAGCUGUUCACAUCAACUUGGCACGGUUUCUUUUACCAGUCUUCAAACCCCCGAUACUCCUUGGCCGGGAUGGUCUCAUUCACUCUGCAGCCGAUAUCAUUCAACGGCGACGUUCAGUUCUUCUCAGCGUCAGAUCGUGCAAACGGAAUAGACUUCACUGUGGAAGGCGAAUGCCAUCUGUCGACGUUGAGACUCAAGUUUACGCGCUUUUUUUCAACGCGUCUGCCGCCGCACUACUAUUAUGGGACCUGGGAUCCAGACGCACAGAUCAUGUCCGGGACUCUGGGCCUUAGUGAUGACCCAGUGGACCAUAUGGCUACGUUCGUGUAUCGCCAGAUGGAUCCGCGGUAUCUCGCGCUCGCGCCAACUCCUGCCCAAUUGCAAGACGGCCGGUCACGCGCUCUGUGGAGGUUUGCCAUUGAAGCAGUCAGACAGGACGUGCAGAGAAGCCGAUGGGCAUGGUCCUACUUCAAAGGGCGUCGGGAUCAUAGACUACAGUUUGUGAAGCUGUCGAUCCGGAGUGGCGGAGGAACAACCAAUAUCCCCUACGGACCAUCUCUAACCAAGGCAGAGGUCGUCUCUUUUUCUCUUCUGAAGCAGCGGAUGACCUCUGCCGACUCGCGAUUCUAUCACUCACUCGUGGAACAAGAGUACCGUCACAUCGUCAGCCACCGGUUCAGCAUCUGUGACACCUGCCGCACCGUCAUCGGCGGCGCGCGCGUUAUCUGUCUGGAGUGUCAGACGAAGGAGAACAACAAAUGGAAUACGAUCGACCUGCACGAAGUUGAAGAAUGCAUUGCUGGACGGGUGAUGCGAGAAGACAUGGACAAACCACACUUGCCGCACCACGACCUGCUCAAAGUCCGGCAUGUGCUGCAUAGACGGCAGUUCGGAAACACGUAUCGGGCCGCGAAGGCAGCUGUUGGACAAGCGCGAGUUCUCCUGGCCAGCUCGACUCCGCCUGCUCGGUGCCGCCUGUGCAAGCAAGCCGUCGUACAACCCUGCUGGUUUUGUGUCCAGUGCCCAGAACCCAGCUUCAUCUGCUCCGGAUGCGAUGCGAAAGGCGACACGAAGUUGGACGGACAUUCGUUCUACGACCACGAUCUUGUGCGGGUGCAUGAGAAGGAAGAGGCGCCGGUGCUCACUGUCGAGGAACGCUUGUCAGAGCUCGAAACCAAGCUAUCAAUGUACCAGCAAUCUGUCGAGGAGCGUCUGCGGGGACUCGAAGGGAACAUGGGCGAGGUCACAAGCUUGUUGAAGCAACUACUCGCGGAAGUAAGAACGGGAGCGGUAUCAAAUUAUACUAUUGCCCUGGCAAAACCCCAGGACCACUCGGAAUCGUGAUGUUUAGGUCGAUCACUGGAUGAAUC
Mycena citricolor is the source of this 4001-nucleotide messenger RNA. NCBI's taxonomy places the organism in Eukaryota, Fungi, Basidiomycota, Agaricomycetes, Agaricales, Mycenaceae. The record is from the annotation of a GenBank genome assembly.